Staurois parvus is the source of this 329-nucleotide messenger RNA. NCBI's taxonomy places the organism in Eukaryota, Metazoa, Chordata, Amphibia, Anura, Ranidae. The record is from the annotation of a GenBank genome assembly.
AUGGAUCGCCCUCAGGAGCUCAGUGAAUUCAAGUGUGGUACUGUGAUAGGUUCCCACCUGUGCAAUAAGUCCAUCCGUGAAAUUUCUUUGCUACUAAAUAUUCCACAGUCAACUGUUAGUGAUAUUAUAACAAAGUGGAAGCAACUGGGAAAAGCAGCAAUUCAGCCAUGAAGUGUACAGUGCACAGAAGUUGCCAACUGUCUGCAGAGUCAACAGCUAAAGACCUCCAAACUUUGUUGAAAGGAACUCUUAAGGUGCCAGCAUAGCAAGACAUUUUGUACAAUUUCAUGCUCCCAACUUUGUGGGAAGAGUUUGGGGAUGGCCCCUUC